UACAGCCACCCAGCAGCAGGCUGCACGAGCUCCGGGCUGGUAGCGUGGAGCUGAAACCGGAGCCGCACCGAGAGGAGGUCGCUGUAGCAGCUUGUUGAGAAAAAAGUUACCGAAAGUCGCAGGAGAACCGACUCGACCGGCGCCGUUCGCAUGGUGACAAACUCCGGACUCCGAGGUAGCUGUUUGUUGGCAUGAGAAAGUCGCUUCAAGUGGAAAAAAAGCUAAAUUUAAAGCCGCUCGGGGCUCGCGGACUUCUGCAUGGUCGCUAGCUAGCUAACAGUUAGCCUGCAGGAGCUACUCGGCUAGCUGGCUUAGCUGGCGAGGUCCAGCCCAAAAAAAAAAAAAAAAAAAAAAAAAAGUUGUUUACCCCGAGUUGUGGAUGUGGUCACCCCCCGAGCUUUUCACGACUUUUCUCUGGGAUAAGAGAGCAAGGACCAAAAAAUCACCCUGGAUUUAACACCGCGCGGCUGUUAGGAAACUAGCAGGAUGUCCGCAGAGGUUGAGUGCAGUCAGGUCGACUCGGGUUUGACAGCGGCCAGCAGCUCGGGCGACCAAAACAAGUCCGAGGGGCGAGAGAAGGAAGAACCGGGCCAGAGGGGCUCCGAGAAGCAACCGGCGGACAGCCAGGGCUCCGAGGCGGCCAGGAGCCCCGCGGACACGCACAAGAAAUGCAAAGAAAACGAUAAAGAGAACGACCAAAGCGCUGACUCGGCUGUCGAGGCGGUGAAGAGGAAAGUUGUGGAAGCUCCUCCGCCGAAAGUGAACCCGUGGACGAAGAGGACGACGGGCAGAGUCCCGGUGAACAACAUCUCCCAGGAGAAAGAUCAGCAAAAUGCCCUGAAAGUCGUCCGAGCGAGCAAACCCAGAACGAGAAAAUCCAGCAAGUCGAGUGACUUCAGCGACAUCACAAACUGGCCCACGCCCGGAGAGCUGGCCAAAGAGGUACGGGAAGCGGUGGGACGCCAGCAACAAAACGUCCUCAACAACAACGGUAAGAAGCCUCCGUCUUCCCGCCGCGAGAAGGACAAGAGAAGAGAGCGACCGGACAGGAAGUCCGAGAGCAGCCACGAUGGAGGCGAGAGCAAAGAGAACCAGGAGGCCCAGCUGGACCCGCUGGGAGACCUGCCCAAAGACGGGGACUCCAAGGCGGCUCAGGACUCCAAGAGCGCCGGCCUGAAGAAGAGAGGAGGUGAGGGUAACAAACGUAAGUGGGUUUCUCUGCCGCUGGAGGAGGCGUCCCGGGACGACGGCGACAAGACGCCCGGCGGGGACACCGGCAGCGACUCGCCCGACCCCACGUCGCCCAAUCAAACGCUCCAUAGUAGCAGAGCGCAUGAUAGCAGCAGGAGUUGGAGAAGAGAACCGCGGGAUUACGGCGACGACACUUCCAGCGUCCGGAGCGACGGCGGCAGCGUUCGUGGAGGAAUACGAGGUCGAGGAAAAGGUCGCGGACGCGGGAGAGGACGUGGACGAGGCCGGUACGAAUACUCUGUGGGCUUCCGGGACUCUCAGUCGUCCGACGGUUCGGUUCAGGUCCCCACAGAGUUCGGCACCAACAUGGUUUAUUACUACGACGACGGCAGCAAGGUCCAGAUGUACACGGUGGACGAGAAGCUCCUCAAGGAGUACAUCAAACGGCAAAUUGAGUACUACUUCAGCCUCCACAACCUGGAGCGAGACUUCUUCCUGAGGAGAAAAAUGGACGCACAGGGCUUCCUCCCCAUCUCCCUCAUCGCUAGCUUCCACAGAGUCCAGGCCCUCACCACCGAUAUCAACCUCAUCAUGGAGGCUCUGAAGAGCAGCACGGAAGUGGAGCUGGUGGACGACAGGGUUCGCUGUAAAACGGAGCCCGAGCGUUGGCCCAUCGCCGUCCCGACCGUCGUGGGUUCCCCUCGCACCGACUUCUCGCAGCUCAUCAACUGUCCUGAGUUUGUCCCUCGGCAGACGCUCAGCUCCACAAACUCCGCCUCAUCACCUGUGAAGGAGACUCCUCUGGAGUCGGCGACGCCUCAGGACUCGGCCGAACCCGCCUCCUCCAGCCGGGACUCGGGACUUCCGGCCGCAGACGACUCCAAAGACGCCCCGAAACCCGACCCAGACGCCUGGAUCCAGGUGGAGAAGCGCCACCGACAUCCCUCCGGAAAGGCGAAGCUUGUCAGUGAUGAUGUCUGUGCUGCCGGUUCUCCUCCUCCUCCUCCUCCUCCUCCCUCCUCAUCAUCGCCCCAACCCGACCACCUUCCCUCUGCAGGCGACAACAAACCGCCCCCCUCCAGCCGCCAGGCCCCUCCGCCGGCCGCCGAGCCUGACCAGGAGGAGCUGGACUUCAUGUUCGACGAGGAGAUGGAGCAGAUGGCGCCGAGGAAGAACAAGUUCACUGACUGGUCGGACGAGGACGACUCGGACUACGAGCUGGACGACCAGGACGUCAACAAGAUCCUCAUCGUCACCCAGACCCCGCCGUACCUCCGCAAGCACCCCAGCGGUGACCGGACGGGCAACCACGAGUCCCGGGCCAAGAUCACGGCCGACCUGUUCAAAGCCAUCAACGACGGGCUGUACUACUACGAGCAGGACCUGUGGAAGGGGGAGGAGCAGGUCGAGUGCAGCAAGCAGGAAGUGGAGAACUUCAAGAAGCUCAACGUCAUCAGUAAAGACGAGUUUGACACCCUCGCCCCCAAAGUGCCCGUCGACCUGAACCCGGAAGUCCCGCCUCCUCCGAUGCCAGUGGACAGUGGGGCUGAUCUGGCCCGUUCUCUGCCCACGUCGGUCCCUGAGUCGCCCAGCGCCCACCAGCCCAGAACCCCGAGGACGCCUCGCACCCCCGGACGCCAGGACCCCAACAAGACGCCCCGUUUCUACCCCGUCACCAAGGAGAGCGGCACCAUCGAUGGACAGACGCCGAGGAAGAAGAAGACCCGCCACAGUUCCAACCCUCCCCACGAGGCCCACAUCGGCUGGGUGAUGGACUCCCGCGAGCACCGGCCGCGCUCUGCGUCCAUCAGCAGCUCCAACGCUUCCCCGUCAGAAGGAGCUCCGUUGUCGGGGAGCUACGGCUGCACCCCCCAGUCGCUGCCCAAGUUCUGGCAUCCAUCCCACGAGCUGCUGAGGGACAACGGCUUCACCCAGCAGGGAUACCACAAGUACCGCCGACGGUGCCUUAACGAGAGGAAACGGUUGGGGAUCGGACAGUCUCAGGAGAUGAACACGCUGUUCAGGUUCUGGUCCUUCUUCAUCAGGGACAACUUCAACAGGAAGAUGUACGAGGAGUUCAAACAGUACGCGCUGGAAGAUGCCAAAGAAAAUUACAGGUACGGUCUGGAGUGUCUCUUCAGAUACUACAGCUACGGUUUGGAGAAGAGGUUCAGGUUAGAUCUAUUCAAGGACUUCCAGGAGGAGACCCUCAGAGACUUUGAGAAAGGUCAGCUGUAUGGACUGGAGAAGUUCUGGGCCUUCUUGAAAUACUCAAAGAUUAAGAACCAGCCCAUCGACCCGAAGCUGCAGGAACACCUCUCCCAGUUCAAGAACCUGGAGGAUUUCAGGGUGGUGCCCCCGAUGGGAGAGGAGGGAGGCAGGAGGAGACGCCACUCGUCCUCGGCCGGGGACGAAGGCAGGCGUCGGCGACAUCCUUCCAACACUACCUCAAAACCCACGCAGGCCUCCAAAUCCUCCAACAUGGCCGCUCAGCCUGCUGCCUCCGCCGCCGCUGCUGCCUCCACCUCCACCGCUACGACGCCCAAAGACAACGCCCAGAAAGCAGCAGCAGCUCCUGCUCAGGGGAAGAAAACCGACGGCAGAACUGCGAAGAAGGAAAGCGUGGCACCAAAUAAAUGAAGCUCCCUCCUGCUGGUUGUGGGUUUGGAUGGAAGAGAUGCAGAGCGAAGCGGCGGCGGCGGCGGCUCUCAGCUCGGCGUUCGCUCUCUUCAGCAGCGAGCUGUUUGGGUAUGAAGAGGGGCCGAGCGUGGUCGACUUAAUAUGAUUGUUUUUAUCAGUGCAUUUCAUUUUAGAAGCAAAGCGUAGGCAGCGAGCUUGAAUCUGUUCGCCCGACGAAACGUUUACAAAGCAAACACACAAAAAAAAAAAACACAGAAAAAAUGCAUUCCCUGCAUUUUGCCUUGUCACUCUCUCAGAUGCCAAACUCUUCACCGUUGAUCGCUACAAUCUGUAAAAGAAAGCAAAACAAAACGCUCUGGUCCGUGAAGAGCUGCUCAACUGUGAUUCUAGUUUGCCAAGAUAAGAGUCUUGUGUGCCUUAAUCUGAUCCACCAGGACGUCAGGAAAGUGCGAAAAUUGUCCAAACUCUGCUCUUUUUUUUUUUUUUUUCUUCUUUUUUUAAAGUCUUCCUAACUGAUCAUUCAGCGCUUGAAUGUGUUUAAAACUGACACCACGUGCAGGUUUUUCUGUCCUCAGCUUCCGUUUUUCACCGUGACAAUCAAGCAGUCGUAGGUUUUGUGAAGGAGUGACCCCGAGGCUGCUGCUCGGCAACACAUGUCCUUCAGUCUGAACGACAGAAUGUUGGUUUUUAAUUAAAGCCUGCAGAAAUAACGACAAAUUGAUCUGGGAAGCUUUACUUUUAAGUCCCGUUUUACACCCAGAGUUAGUAUAAUUUAUUGUUUUUGUUUUUAUUUUUCCAUUUACUUGAUUGAUGGAAUAGUCUUAGGUAAUCAUUGCAGUUUUUAAUGGCUUUUGCUAUUGAAUAUAUUAAAAAUAAAAUAAAUUAAAAAAAAAAAAAGUUUCUGCUGGAAUUAUGGGUGUGAGCUAGCGUCAUGAAACUACAGUAUAUUUUAGCUUGAAGUUUUAUUAUGUUUGAGGCUUGGUGCUCUAGAGCACUUUAAUCGUUAACUUUCCUUCAUCAGUGGACUUAAAGAGAGGUUUUAGAGGUUGAAUUUUAAAAGAAAAAAAAUGUAAAUACUAUAAAAAAUCAUUUGCUAUUCAAUUAUUCUUUUUGAUUUUAAGAAGUGAUUUAUCGGUAGCGUGGUUUUGAGUGUGUUCUAGGAUAAAAGCGAUGCAUGUCAAUGAAUUGUAAAAUGCAAAAAAAUAUAAAAUAACAGUUGAUUGUAAA
Messenger RNA from Stegastes partitus (bicolor damselfish), 5058 nucleotides. RefSeq names its product La ribonucleoprotein 1B (gene larp1b). Lineage: Eukaryota; Metazoa; Chordata; Actinopteri; Pomacentridae. Gene Ontology annotation, cellular component: cytosol; cytoplasmic stress granule. The transcript has 20 exons. The coding region runs from base 487 to 3831 and encodes 1114 amino acids. Gene Ontology annotation, molecular function: RNA cap binding. Gene Ontology annotation, biological process: mRNA stabilization; positive regulation of translation. The record is from RefSeq and is a predicted model, not a curated record.